This is a messenger RNA of Anopheles funestus (African malaria mosquito), 2418 nucleotides long. Its product is annotated as solute carrier organic anion transporter family member 74D-like. The record is from RefSeq and is a predicted model, not a curated record. Gene Ontology annotation, cellular component: membrane. Gene Ontology annotation, biological process: sodium-independent organic anion transport; transmembrane transport. Gene Ontology annotation, molecular function: protein binding. NCBI's taxonomy places the organism in Eukaryota, Metazoa, Arthropoda, Insecta, Diptera, Culicidae. The transcript is spliced from 6 exons. The coding region runs from base 110 to 2164 and encodes 684 amino acids.
AUAAAGGUACUUAAGUCGCUGAUAAGCCAUCCGGCGUUGUGCAUCUCAUCCUCGACGUUCGUCCGAUCGCGUAAGCCACACACAGUUGACCGGUAGCCUUGCGUGCAUCAUGAACGGUAGUUUGGCGAACGGAUUGAACGAGGGCCUUAAUGCCCCUCCGCCCAAGAUCGCCUUCGAUCGGAGUAUUUCCGCGUACAGUGAACGGGAUGUACAGUGUGGCUUUUGGGUGUGCCGGGGACCGUUCUGGCAGCGGCUCGCCAGUAAGAAGCUUUACGUACUACUGUUCGGGCUUAUUGGAUGCAUUCUUAACUCCACCACUUCGUACUUCUACGGCACACUUACUACGGUGGAAAAAAGCAUCCAGAUAUCGUCCCGUACGGUCGGUAUAAUAACGGCCGGAUCGGAUCUAUCGUUUGUGCUGGCAUCGUUGUUCCUUUCGUACUAUGCUUCGAACCGUCGGAAACCGCUAUGGAUUGCGAUGGGUAUCGUCAGCAUGGCAUUGUCCUGUUUCGUAAACGCACUGCCACACUUUCUGUUCUCGAAAGGACACGAUGAGUUGAUGCAGAAUGUGGGAAAUUGGACGAAAGGUGCAGAUAACCUGUGUCGAGAGGAUCGACUAUCGCCGGACUGUUCACUGGACGUGGGAGACAUCCGGCCUCAGCUUGUGCUGUUCUUUGGAAGCUUCCUAUCCGGUAUCGGAACAUCGCUGUACUUCACGCUCGGGCUCACCUAUCUCGAUGAUAACGUGCGCAAGGAGAAGGUACCGUUCCUUUCCAGCUUGGCCGCCUUUGGACGACGAAUGGGACCGCUGGUGGGGUUCUCGUUGGCUUCCCUCUGUCUGAAGUACUUUGUGCACGUCGGUGUCGAACCGGGCUACGAUCAAAGCGAUCCACGCUGGAUCGGUGCGUGGUGGAUGGGAUGGUUAGCACUCGGCUCUACGCUAAUCCUCAUUGCUCCGUUCUUUGCCAGCUUCCCGAAGGUUUUACCGAGAACGGCUGAACGGAUAUCCUUGUCACGUCAGGCAAGCCGUACGAGUGGUACCAAUUCGACCGCCGAGGAAGAUGUAGAUGCUGACAGGAAGGUGUCGUUUGGUGACAUGUUGGUGACGCUGCGUCGGCUCAUCACCAACAAAGCGUACGUGUUCAAUAAUGCAGCCAGCAUUUUCUACUUCUUCGGGUACAUGCCGUUCUUCCUGUUCCAGGCGAAGUACAUCGAGAUCCAGUAUCGUUUAACUCCAUCCCAGGCAAACAUGGUUACUGGAUCGGUUUCCCUCGUGUUCUCCGCCCUAGGGAUACUGAUCGCUGGUAUGGUGAUUCAGAAACUACGAGUAACUUCGCGCCAAUUGGCUGGAUGGAAUGUCGUCACGAGCAUUCUAUCGGCGGCAGGUAUCGUUGGGUACGCAUGGUUUGGAUGUUCUGCACUCAAUAAUGCAGAUAUUGUUGCCAAUUCGCAGGACGCGAAUUGUAGUCUCGGCUGUAACUGCGAUUUUGUGAAAUAUGCUCCAAUUUGUGGAAGUGAUGGACAAACCUAUCUUUCACCAUGUCACGCUGGAUGUAAGGAAUUGUCGAAGGAUGGUAGUGGAAUGAUGCUGUACAGCAAUUGUUCCUGUAUUCCAAAUCUUUUGACUGAUGAUGGAAACGUUACCUCCAACUUUGGUUCCGCUAUGCCCGGAAGCUGUCCUGUUGAUUGCUGGACACCUUUCUACUUCUUUCUCAUUGUAAUGUGUGUGAACAAGUUCAUUGGAGGAACGGAAUCGGCUGCCAACUUCCUCAUUGGACUAAGAUGUGUUGAACCACGCGAUAAAGCGAUCUCGAUGGGAUUCUCGAUGGCAAUCAACACGCUGUUUUCGUUUCUUCCUGCACCGAUCGUCUUCGGUGCGAUCAUUGAUCGUACCUGUGUGCUAUGGGGACGCACCUGUGCCAAACGGGGAAACUGUUGGCUUUACGAUGGGGAAGCUUUACGCGUGUCAAUGAACUAUACGGCGGCCGUGUUUGUCAUCAUUGGAACGUGCUUUGACAUGGGUACAUGGUACUAUUCGAAGAACUUCAAGAUAUUUGAUGAUGCCCCCGGCAAGGACGACAGCACGAUCCCGAUGGAAAAAGAGCUAGUGUCCCUUGUUAACAAACAGAAGGAAGAACCCGCUGAAAUGAAGCGAAUAAAGUAACCGGUUUGGAUGCCUUGUUAACCUUAACACUUCUUGGGUGACAUCUUGGGUGGUUUGUCGUGCGCCGUCUGUCAGUAUCUAUCCCUUGCAUCGGUUAUCACACGUUGAGGGAGAACACCGCUUAUCGCUAAUGCUAACAAGCGACUGUGUAUACGACAAACUGACCCAUGACACUUGUUGGGUCCCACACUAAGCUAGUUGAAGCAGAGGAGUUCUGAAGUGCUCAAAAUAUACGGGAUGAAGCGUAAAGAUAA